AUGUCAAGAGUCCCCAUUACACAACAUAUUUCUGGCGUGAACGCAGAAUCCGGUGGAAAAGUGUUUGCAGGAUAUGUGGACAAUAGUAACAACAGCGAAUACCAUGGUGGGACGCACUACCACCAGCACCCAGACCAACCAGAACCUCGCCCGGAACCACUGUGGACGGUGCCAUUCCAGCAUGAUCCCGACUUUGUCAGCCGCAAUGAACUCCUCGCUCAAAUCCACAAAACAUCCUCGAUCCCGGGAUCUAGAAUAGUUAUCUUUGGCAUAGGAGGGGUUGGUAAAUCUCGACUCGUCAUCGAAUACUGCCACCAAAUCCGACAGGAAUCGCCUGACACCUGGGUUUUCUGGGUUCACGCGAGUAAUGCUGCGCGCUGCGAGGAAAGUCUGCGCAACCUUGCCGACCGUGCUAAGAUUCCCGGGCGUCAGGAUCGCAACUCUAAUAUUUUCCAACUCUUCGGGAACUGGUUGCAAGAUGGCAAGAUCGGAAAAUGGAUUCUGGUCCUGGAUAAUGUCGAUGAUCAUGAGCUCCUUCGCAAACCAUUGACUACUCGGACAGAGGCCCAAGCAGAACCCCCGAGGUAUGCCCCAACGCAGCCACCGCUAAGGUACCUUUUCGCAAGCUCGAAUGGUUCCAUCAUCGUCACAAGCCGGAAUAAAGGGGUAGCUCUAGAGCUCGCCGGCCAUGAGAAACAUCUGAUCGAUAUACAACCUAUGAAUGCAGCCGAGGCGCUGGUUCUAAUGCGGAAGAAGCUAGAUGAUUUUGCAGAGACUGAGGAAUUGGUUCGGCUAGUCAAGGAACUCGAAUUCAUGCCACUCGCGAUUGUGCAAGCCGCUAGCUACAUCACCCACCGUGCACCCCAAUGCUCGGUAUUGCAAUACCUAGAAAAGCUUCAGCAGGGUGAUCGGCAAGCCGCAAGACUUCUUAAUCACGAGGGAAAAUACAUCGAUCGAGACUGGGAGGCAAAAAACUCGAUCCUACUGACUUGGCAAAUUUCGUUCGACCAUAUUCGACGGAUCAGGCAGUCUGCCGCUGAUUUGCUGUCUCUGAUGAGCUUUUUCGACCGGCAGGGAAUCCCAGAGGGUCUUCUACGGGUGCAAGACAAAACCCAUAAUCCUUUAAGUUCUCCGCAAGACAUUGGGAACAGAUCAAGUGAUGAGGAUACGGAUCACUCGUCUGAACCUGACGUAGAUGACGAUUUUGAGAGCGAUAUUGUGAUUCUCAAAGACUAUUCUUUUAUCACUUCAGAUAAAGAUAGUAUGGUGUUCACAAUGCAUCGGCUUGUGCAGCUAGCAGUACACAUAUGGUUGAAAAACUAUGGUCAGGAGGAGGAGUGGAAGGAACGUUUCAUCAAGAAUCUAUGUGGUGAAUUCCCGAUCGGUCAAUAUGAAAAUUGGGAGAGAUGCCGGCCACUGUUUCCACAUGUUAGGUCAGCUGUGGCACAUCGACCGAAAUCGCAAGACUCACUCCGGAACUGGGCUACGCUACUCUAUAAAGGGGCGUGGUAUGCGAUAGAAUGUGGCAGUAUUUCGGUUGCAGAGGAUAUGGCAGCUAUGUCAAGGAAGCAAAGAAUGAAGAUUGGCGGCGCCGAAGAUAUAGACACCCUUGUGAGCACUACGAUAUUAGGAAUAGUCUACGGACGAGAGGGGCGGUGGAAAGAGGCAGAGCAGCUCCAGCUGCAGGUCAUGGAGACUCGCAAGAUAAAACUCGGCGUGGACCAUCCUAACACGCUAACGAGUAUGGCCAACCUGGCGUCGACGUUAUGGAACCAAGGCCGAUGGGAGGAGGCGGAGCAGCUCCAGCUACAGGUCAUGGAGACCCGUAAGAUAAUACUCGGCGCGGACUAUCCCGAUACGCUGGUGAGUAUGAAUAACCUGGCGUCGACAUAUAGGAGCCAGGGCCGAUGGGAGGAGGCAGAGCAGCUCCAGCUACAGGUUACGGAGAUAAGUAAGACAAAACUCGGCGCGGACCAUCCCGAUACGCUACUGAGUAUGGCCAACCUAGCGUCGACAUUAUGGAGCCAGGGCCGAUGGGAGAAGGCGGAGCAGCUUGAGCUACAGGUCAUGGAGACCCGUAAGAUGAUACUCGGCGCGGACUAUCCCGAUACGCUGGUGAGUAUGAAUAACCUGGCGUCGAUAUAUAGGAGCCAGGGCCGAUGGGAGGAGGCAGAGCAGCUCCAGCUACAGGUUACGGAGAUAAGCAAGACGAAACUCGGCGCAGACCAUCCCAAUACUCUGACGGGUAUAGCCAACCUGGCGUCAAUAUAUAGGAGCCAGGGCCGAUGGGAGAAGGCGGAGCAGCUCCAGCUGCAGGUUAUGGAGACUCGCAAGACGAAACUCGGCGCGGACCAUCCCAACACGUUGAUGGGCAUGGCUAACCUAGCCUUCACGUGGAAUUCUACAGGCCAGCAUACUAAAGCAAUCGAUUUGCUUCGAACCUGCGUGCUCAAGGAACAACGAGUUUUAGGCCCAUCUCAUCCUUAUACUAUAUUCCAUGACAAUACGCUGCUGGGAUGGGAAACUGCGCAUCUUGCUAUGAAGGCAUGA
Molecule: messenger RNA, 2550 nt
Organism: Penicillium roqueforti
Lineage: Eukaryota; Fungi; Ascomycota; Eurotiomycetes; Eurotiales; Aspergillaceae
Exons: 3
Coding region: 1-2550 (849 amino acids)
Cellular component (GO): kinesin complex
Molecular function (GO): protein binding
Source: RefSeq, a predicted model, not a curated record